Messenger RNA from Abrus precatorius (Indian licorice), 3679 nucleotides. Its product is annotated as probable serine/threonine-protein kinase WNK9. Lineage: Eukaryota; Viridiplantae; Streptophyta; Magnoliopsida; Fabales; Fabaceae. The record is from RefSeq and is a predicted model, not a curated record. Bases 421 to 2640 code for a protein of 739 amino acids. Gene Ontology annotation, cellular component: cytoplasm. Gene Ontology annotation, biological process: intracellular signal transduction; protein phosphorylation. Gene Ontology annotation, molecular function: protein serine/threonine kinase activity; ATP binding. The transcript is spliced from 7 exons.
AGAUGAAUUAAACAUUAGCUGUGACUGUGCACGUCUUUCUCUCUUUGUCUAUUUGUCACGUUCCGUCAUGAGUUGGGUGGCUCUGUCUGUAUCCUCUCUAAAUUGUGGCGCACACACACAGUUUUGCCUUCACCAUUCUCUUUAACUCUCUCUCUCUCUCUCUCUCUCUCUCCAUUAUAUUCUCUUUCUCGUGAAUUAUUUGGUCAUUUUUCUAUUUUUAUAAUAAAAAAAAUCUCUUCGAAAGGUUGCGGAAAAAAAAAUUAUUAUGUGAAAAAUAAAUAUGAUUCCUCUCUCUUCCUCCCUUUUGGGUUCUGUUGGCGUGUCAUAACAGAAGAGGAAGGGCAUAAGGAGAAAUCUAAUCAUCGUAUCAUAAGAAAAAGAAAAGAAAAAAGAGGGCAUCAAGUGCAGCGAAUUCAGAGGAUGAAUGGGGUCACACACCUUGAAACAGAUGACACUGAGUUUGUUGAAGUUGAUCCCACUGGCAGAUACGGCAGAUACAAUGAAAUCCUUGGUAAAGGAGCUUCAAAGACAGUAUAUAGAGCAUUCGAUGAGUAUCAAGGGAUUGAAGUUGCUUGGAACCAGGUCAAGCUGUAUGAUUUUCUGCAAAGCCCUGAAGAUCUCGAGAGGCUUUACUGUGAAAUUCAUCUCCUGAAAACUUUGAAGCACAGAAACAUUAUGAAAUUUUACACCUCCUGGGUCGAUACUGCAAAUAGGAAUAUCAACUUUGUGACUGAAAUGUUCACCUCCGGUACACUUAGACAGUAUAGGCUGAAGCACAAGAGAGUUAACAUCAGAGCAGUGAAGCAUUGGUGUAGACAGAUCUUGAGUGGGCUUCUCUAUCUUCAUAGUCAUGACCCGCCUGUGAUCCAUAGAGAUCUAAAAUGUGAUAAUAUUUUUGUCAAUGGAAACCAGGGGGAAGUAAAGAUUGGGGAUCUUGGAUUGGCUGCAAUUCUCCGUAAAUCCCAGGCUGCUCAUUGUGUAGGAACGCCUGAGUUCAUGGCUCCAGAAGUAUAUGAAGAGGCAUAUAAUGAAUUAGUUGACAUAUAUUCCUUUGGGAUGUGCAUAUUAGAGAUGGUCACGUUUGAAUAUCCUUAUAGUGAAUGUACUCAUCCAGCUCAAAUCUACAAGAAAGUUGUUUCCGGGAAAAAGCCAGAUGCUUUGUAUAAAGUAAAGGAUCCAGAAGUGCGACAAUUUGUUGAGAAGUGCUUGGCUACAGUAUCUCUUAGGCUUUCUGCAAGGGAGCUUCUAGAUGACCCAUUUCUUCGAAUUGAUGAUUAUGAAUAUGAUUUUAGACCUGUGGACAAUGGGGAAUUGGAUGACUUUGGUCCACUCAUCAGACAGCCAUUCUUUGAUCUUCAUCGGAGCUAUAGUAAUUUCAGUAAUGAAUACUCAAAUGGCUUUGGGUAUGAAGGAGACUGGUGUCCUCAUCCGGCCGAGAUUGAACCUAGUGGAAUUGAACUUUUUGAGUACCAUGAUGAUGAACCCUCUGAAGAUGUUGACAUAAGCAUCAAGGGCAAGAGGAAAGAUGAUGGUGGCAUCUUUUUGAGACUAAGAAUUGCAGAUAAAGAAGGUCGUAUCCGAAAUAUUUAUUUCCCAUUUGACAUAGAGAUGGACACGGCAAUAAGUGUGGCAACUGAAAUGGUUGCAGAACUCGACAUUACUGAUCAGGAUGUUACCAGAAUAGCAGAUAUGAUAGAUGGAGAAAUUGCUUCCUUGGUACCUGAAUGGAGACAAGGACCAGGAAUCGAUGAGACUCCCCGUUUUGCAAAUCAAGGUUUCUGUCACAAUUGUGUGUCUAAUCAUACUUCCAGCGGAUCUCUUCUGGAUUUUCUAUCACAUAAUCCAGGUAACAAGAACAUGCAACUUCUCGAGUGUUGUAAGCAUGGAUGUGCUUCAAUGCAUGGGCGGUUUGGGGAGAUUACUUUCCAAUCUGAUGAAUAUGACAAUCAUGUUAGAGGGGAUCUAAACAUAUCAAGCCAAUCAGACUGCCGGGAGUAUCAGGCAAUAUGGAAUCAGCAUGAAAGUCGUGAACUGAGUCCUGUAGAGUCCGAUCAAAGCCAUUCUGAUGAACAAUAUGAACAAUUGGAUAAAUCAAUAUCUGCUGAAGAUCAAGGACAGAAUGUUUGGGAAAACAAGUUUGCUCCCAAUGCAGCAAAUUCCCUUCGAAAUUUAUCAGGAACGCAUGAUUUCUCCACUAUUCGGUCAUUAUAUUGUGACCUUGAGGAUGACUAUGAGAAAGAGAUCCAAAAGGAACUUAGAUGGCUCAGAGCCAAGUACCAAAUGGAGUUAAGGGAACUUAAGGAUCAACAGUUUGGGCUUAGGGCUAAAUCUUCACAUUGUAACACAGAGCACAAAACAGAAAAUGGCAUUUUGUCACCUUCACUGACAGAAACAUUAAAAGGAGGCAACAAUGGGAUUCAGUUGAAACCCAUCACUAAUAACUGGAACUGUGAUUCCAAUAGUCAUCCUCAUGUCCAUAAAAGCAGCCCCAAUUCUGACACCCAAAGGGCCCAAAAUUGCGAGGCGAUGGAAUCCCCUGUAGAAGGUAUGGUUACUGCAAAGAGUUUUUACACAGGCUCCUUGCUUCCACACUCUCUGCACAGGACAGUUUCCCUCCCAGUUGAUGCUGUUGAUAUAUAAUUUUGUGAGGCACUCAUUGGAUUCUUUUGUAGAUUAAAUACAUAUAUAUAUAAAUCCCCAUAUAGAGGUUAUCUGAUUUCUACAUCCCUUCCACCUUUUUUUUAGGAAUUUCAAUUCACCUCAUGGAAACCAGUAGCUAAUAGCCAUAAUCCUCCUCCCCCUGGGCCCAAAAAAGGCAUCAAUAUACAUUUGAGUGUCAUUUAUUUAGGAAAAGAAAAUCAGAUUUUGAUUACGAAUGUUAGUGAUCGUGAAUUGGAUAAUUGAGGCAUGUAAGAUAUCAAAGUUCAAAGAUGGGUAGAGUCUAUGUAAAUUUGUCAAGUAUCUUCUAUCUCCUACGUUAUGAAACAAGUAUUGAAUAAGACCUUAGCGUGUUAAGUUGCUUGCUUUAUUUUUUUCCCUCUCUGAAUAGAUAUGCAAUAAUUGAGUGUAGCAACUUGGUCAAAUCUACCCUUAAACCAUAGAUGAGCGGGUCCCGAGUGAAGCGCGUGCUUAUUCAUCCAUUUAGCUUAUGUGAUUGUACCAAAACCAAGAACAUAGUUAAAAUUGAAAUGCCUUGUUGCUAAUCCCGUUUAGCUAUUUAUGGACAAAGCAACUGAAUAGGUUGUAACAUGGAUGCACUGGUUGCAUCAUGAUUAUGGAUGUUAUCGUGUUAAAGUUAGUGCUAGAGGAAAGAAACUCAAUUAAUUAUAUUUAUAUGCAUGAGCAUGAUGAUUGAUAAGGGAUGGGGCUGAAUAUACGUUGACAAGGGAAUCAAUUAUUAAUUUUUGGUCUAUAAAUUAUUUGGCAUGACAGUUCUGACUGGGCGUUGCUGAAUGGGAUGUUUUCUGAACUUUUUGCUCCGCUUCACGGAGGCCCUUUGCUUUUUGCUCAAUCAUGGAUGAUGAGGUUGUUUUCUAAAGGCAAUCAAUUAAUUGGAUAGAAAAGGAUAUUAGCAAGAAUAAGAGAAAGAAAGGCCCACCAAAAGAAUCAAAUUCCAUGUUUCUGCUAACCAAGUUACUUGCUUGAUGAUAUUAUUAAUUUAAUAAUAAUUAAGGUUCGU